This is a messenger RNA of Daldinia caldariorum, 1233 nucleotides long. RefSeq lists its product as uncharacterized. Gene Ontology annotation, molecular function: protein binding. The transcript has 2 exons. Bases 1 to 1233 code for a protein of 410 amino acids. The record is from RefSeq and is a predicted model, not a curated record. NCBI's taxonomy places the organism in Eukaryota, Fungi, Ascomycota, Sordariomycetes, Xylariales, Hypoxylaceae.
AUGCCGUCAACACGCGGCCAUGCUUAUAUUCUCUGCCUCCCCUUGGAGAUCCAAUGGUGGAUAUUGCGAUAUCUUGGUAUUCGUGAUCAGGCCUCGCUGUUGCAGACCUGUCGAAGAGCACAGGAGAUUGUAGAGCCGCUGUUGUACCGUAGAUUAUUUACCAAGGCCGGAACAGAUCACGAUACUAAUGGGUUGGUUGAAUUUCUGCUCGAACGACCUUAUAUCGUCGGCGCGGUGCGCUUUCUCGUCCUCGACGAGUUCCACCCCGUUGCGUACCGACAGCUUAUGGGCAUCAAGUUCCUAAAUCUCGAAAGCAUCACUAUGCAACACGGUGGCGAACCUCUGAGCAUCGAGGAUGAGAAGAGGUGCUCCUUAAACCAGCUCGUUAAAGAGCAACCCAACUUAAAGAAUCUGUCAUUUUCGAUCGAGCUAGGAAAUUGGGCAGCUUUCAGAUUUGAGGAGGAUGAUGCUGUAUUAUUUCGCCACAGGAAAUUGCGGCGCAUGCGACUUUCUUAUAUCGACUUUUCCGCAUUUGACAAGCUGGAGGUGGACUACUUUCAACAUACCGAUUUAAGGGGGCUCUUUAUCGAAUUAUGCUGGUAUAACCACGAAGCGCUGGAUAGACUCUUAUCCCCAUCGACAAGGCUGCAGAAUCUUUUGAUCGGCCAUAACGAUCAAUUGCCAUUUUCAGAGCGGCUCUAUCCCAGCUUAUUAGCCCCGGCUCAGGAGAGCCUAAGGAUACUGGAUUUCACUUGGCGAUGGAAGCUCCCCGUCGAGGACCAAGGCAUGGAUCUGACUCAGUUCAGAAAUCUGCAUUUCCUCCGGAUACCCCCUAUCUAUCUCCUCGGAAGCGCGUAUAUGGACGAUUCCGCAUUGCCGGAGCUCAUCCGGACGAGAUUCCCGCCGAACCUGAAGAUGCUGCUUCUGGAGAACAUCGUGCCGCGGUCCAUCCGAGUGAUGAACGAGCGGGGCAUAGUUUUCCCCGGGUACCCACCGCCGGGCUAUACUCUGGAGCUAACGCUUCGGCCGCGGGAUUACCAGCUCGUCCGGUUCCUAAUCGCCGAGAAGCACCGCGUGUUGCCCCGACUCAAGUACGUGCUCAUGUAUUACAUGGAGUUCAUGCAGGAUUUCCUGGAUUUCUACCCGCUAGUCAAGGACAACGGAGCCGGACCGGGUCCUGUUUUGACUACGGAUUAUUUGAAUCCAUUACUGGAUUGGUUAGACGAGCUCUAA